CAUCCCUCGGCAAUUUUUUUCUUCUGCUCUCUCAACUCAUGGCGAAGGACAAGUCAGCGCCCAAGGUCGACAAGGCGUCCAAGAAGGCCGAUAAGAAGGCCGACAAGAAGGUGGACAAGAAGGCUGCCAAGCCGGCAAAGAAGGCUGAAAAGCCUGCUGCGAGCCCACCCAAGCCUGUGGCGAAACCUAAGGAGAAGCCCAAGAAGCCCGCACCGAAGGAGCCAGAGUCGUCCUCUGACGAAUCCUCUGACGAGGAGGAAAAGCCCAAGGCUGCCCAAAUCAAGAAGGCCACCAAGGCCAAGGCUGCCGCUGACUCCGACUCGUCAGACAGCGACAGCGAAGAAGAGGCACCCAAGAAAGCUGCCCCUUCGCCUAAAAAAAAUGAAUCUGACAGUGACUCUAAACCUGCACCGACAAAAUCUGCCCCCACCAAGUCUGCCCCCACGAAAUCUGCUGCAACAAAAUCUGCUCCCACAAAAUCCACUCCAAAAGCCGCACCCCCAAAGCCAGAUACCUCUUCCUCUGAAGACGACUCGAGUGAUGAUGACGGUGACGAUGUCAAAAUGGCGGACGCUUCCAAGCCCAAAGCCGCUGCCGACUCCUCUGACGACUCCGAUUCAGAUUCAGAAGACGAGGCCCCGGCUAAAAAGGCAACUGCCGCAGUGAAUGGCAAGGCCGCCCCGAAUGGCAAGGCUGCGGCCAAAAAAGAGUCGGACUCCGACUCGGACUCUGACGAUUCGGAUGAUUCUGAUUCGGACGAGGAAAUGCCUGACGCGGCCGCUGCUCCCGUCACGACAAAUGGCAAACGCAAAGCCCCAGAUGGUGAUGCUGCCCCCACCAAAAAAGUCAAGCUGGCGAAUGGGACUGCCGCUCCCACUGGCGGUGAUGGCGAAGAAGAGAUAAAAUCCAUUUUCGUUGGCAGACUAUCAUGGAACGUCGACAACGACCGCCUGGCCCAAGAAUUCGCUUCUUGCGGUGAAGUCGUCUCUGCUGUUGUUGCGAUGGACCGCAACACGGGCAAAUCUCGUGGAUUCGGUCACGUGCACUUCACGACCACCGAAGCUGUGGCCAAAGCGAUAGAGAUGAAUGGUACGGAGAUCGAUGGGCGGCCAGUCAACAUCGAUUACGGUCGCCCGGCUGACAAAACCCAGGCUCGGGAAAACCGAGCCAAGGCGUUCAACGAUACCGCGAGCGAGCCGAGCACGACUUUGUUUGUUGGCAGCCUUAGCUUCAAUGCUGACGAGGACAUGGUCUGGAGCUUCUUCAGCGAACACGGUGGAAAUGUCAAGAGCGUGCGGUUACCGACCGACCGUGACUCGGGCAAGCCAAAAGGCUUUGGCUAUGUCGAGUUCGAGGACCUGGAGAGCGCUAAGAAGGCGUACGAGUCUGCUAGUGGGCAGGAGCUCGAUGGGCGGCCUAUCAGACUUGACUAUUCGCAACCACGUGAUGCGAAUGGUGGUGGCGGCAGAGGUGGUCGGGGUGGAUUUGGCGGUGGUGGGUUUGGCGGUGACCGUGGUGGUAGAGGCGGGCGUGGUGGAUUUGGCGGGCGUGGCGGUGGCCGUGGAGGAUUUGGAGGCGAUCGUGGUGGUGGACGGGGUCGGGGUGGAUUUGACAGGGGCGGUCGAGGCGGCGGAAGGGGAAGGGGUGGUGAUCGUGGGAGAGGGAGAGGUGGCGGUGCUCGCACUGGCGCAAUCGCUGCUCCCGAAGGCAAGAAAAUCACGUUCGACUAG
Messenger RNA from Mycena indigotica, 1730 nucleotides. RefSeq names its product Nuclear localization sequence-binding protein. Gene Ontology annotation, molecular function: RNA binding. NCBI's taxonomy places the organism in Eukaryota, Fungi, Basidiomycota, Agaricomycetes, Agaricales, Mycenaceae. The record is from RefSeq and is a predicted model, not a curated record. The transcript is spliced from 5 exons. Bases 39 to 1730 code for a protein of 563 amino acids.